Microthlaspi erraticum is the source of this 1902-nucleotide messenger RNA. The record is from the annotation of a GenBank genome assembly. Lineage: Eukaryota; Viridiplantae; Streptophyta; Magnoliopsida; Brassicales; Brassicaceae.
AUGUGGAACGGCGAUGGCUUUAGCCUCUUUAGUGGCCCUCCAGCGACGGUAGCCCAAGCAGGGGUCAUUGGCCGGCUGCGCCGGCAGGUCCAGGUCAACAUCCGAGGAACAAUUACCUUUGCUAGUGAUGAGACGGCACAAGAGUUCAUCCGAAGAGUACCAACCAGCCUUAUGGCGAGUGGAAUCAACAUUCGCGUAGACGAAGCCAAUGCGGUCCCAGAGGUCCCAAUCGCUGCACAGCCAGAGAAUGUGGUAGCUGCGCAGGUUCCAGUACAAGAAGUUGCACAGCCGGUGGAGGAUCAAGCCAAUGUAGUAGGUCCAGUACAAGAAGUUGCACAGCCGGUGGAGGAUCAAGCCAACGAGGCUCAAGUACAAGAAGCUGCACAGCCGGAGAAUGUGGUAGUUGAUGUGAUCCAACUGAGAGCAUAUGCGGUAAAGGUGAGGAGAAGAAGCCAACAACGCAAACGUAGAGCUCCGAUCAUCGCUCCGAUCGCUCACAGACCUCCGUCUCCGAUCUACGAAGAAGAAGAAAAGCCGAUCUUCUACAAUUCUUUGAAAAAGAUGCCGAAGCUCCCCCACAAGCUUAUAGAGUGCAAGGAUCUGGUUGAGAUCUCGCAGUUUCUCAAUACUCACUUCUAUGAUAAGAAGCCCCCCUACCUCUGUCCGUCUCACUCCCCUGCUUCACUCCAAUGGUCGCUGCAAACAACCAGAAAUGAGAGCUUGCUUCUUGGGGUAAGAGGUCAGAAGCGUAACGACCUUGUUGGUUUUGUUUCUGCGGUUCCUUCAACGAUGUGGAAGGCUGGUGAAAUUGUGGAUGUAGCCAUCAUCGGUCUUCUCUGUGCAAAGAAGCAGUUGAGAAAAACCUCUGCCAACAUUGCUCGUAACCUGAUCCAGGAGAUGAAGAGAAGACUCAAAGCCAAACGAAUCUCUUUUGCCAUCUUCAGCGCAAAACAUUCCUCUCCCGCUUCCUUCUCUAGGUCCCUUAACACAUACAAUAACUUCUCUAUGGUGAUAGAUGAGAAUUUUGUAGGCGAAACAUCCAUUCCAGGCUUUAGGAAGAUGGAACAAGGUGAUGUCCACGAAGUUACACAGCUACUGCAAGGUUAUUUCUCCACGUUCCAACUUGCGCCAUACUUGAUGGAAGAUGAUGUUGCCCACUGGCUAUUACCGAGAGAAGGAGAAGAUAUGGUGCACACCUUUGUCGUGAAAGACAUUGAAACCGGUCACAUCACUGACGUUUUCAGCGUUUACAUCGUGUACUAUACCUCCUCCCUCCAAAAACCGGAAGAAGAACACUACCUGAAGGUGGCAAAUUCGUAUUACAACGUGUUGACGAAGACGGAACCUCAAACUCUAGUCAGAGAUUUCUUAGUAAGCUGCAAGAAACUUCAGUUUGAUUGUCUUUAUCGAGUCUUUUCAGGUCUAAAGACGUUCCAGGGAGAGCUUUGGUCACAUGGACCAACAGGAGGAGAAAGCAGGCAAAACGGAGCCCAAAGGAGCUCGAUCGAGUCGCCACGGAUCGAUCGACUCACACGAUCACCACUCGAUCGAUCCCAUGCAAAGGAGAGCUCGAUCGAUCCCAUGCAGAGUGACGAGCUCGAUCGAUCCCGUCAGUCUACACUCGAUCGAUCCCAUGCAGAGAAGCUCGAUCGAUCCCGUUCUGUCUCAGCCGUUCGAUCACCCGGUCAGAUGAUAUCACAGCCGUUCGAUCUACUUGGUGCAAACCGACUUGAUCGAACCACAGCGAACCGGAUUGAACCGAAGUCGACCCCGGAGCUAUUUAGACCUAUCUUUAGCCAUUGUUUAGGCUACGCCGUUUUUCAGAGUUUUACACUGUUGUUCAUUGUUUCCGAGGGAGAAGAGAUCAAACCUCUGUUUUCACAGUUUGGAGAAGAUUUCUGA